Molecule: messenger RNA, 681 nt
Organism: Fraxinus pennsylvanica
Lineage: Eukaryota; Viridiplantae; Streptophyta; Magnoliopsida; Lamiales; Oleaceae
Source: the annotation of a GenBank genome assembly
AUGAAAGACCAUGUUGAGCCAAAGCCGCCCGAACAGAAUUCACAACAGAUUACUACGAAAAUACUCAUGGAGCAUGUAACUGGUAUUACAUUACCAUCUUGGCCUGUUGAUGAGUUAGUACAGUUUUCAUAUUAUGAAUCCUCCAAUCAGGCUUUAGCAGCAGACAAGUAUCAGCUACUAGUGUCUCAGCAGAGUAACUUGGCCUCUUAUAGGCCAGCCAAAUUCUACAUGCCUGACAAGAAACCUAGAAUUGAAAUUCUAGAUGAUAAGGAGGGGCGUUUCAUGAUAUGCUUAUCUAUUAGUUACGGUCUAGUUUGCUUUUUACUUCUACCCUUGGUUGCAAAUGCUGUUGUUCAUCUAGUAUUUGGUUACACAACACUUCCUGUUGACUUGACUUUUCUCAUCGAGGGUCAAACUGAAUCAGAGCUUUCAGAAAGAAUCUUAGGAGUCGUUAGAUUUUCUGAGCUUAAUACUACUUCAGCAAGGCAAGUUGAACUGCAUUCUAAGAAGAGAAUGAGGUAUUUGCAGUCGUCUCUUCCAACAAGAUCAUGGAAAUCACUUGAUCAGGGCUUCUCCCAACUAAUUACCCCAGGUGGUCAAGAAAGUGAGACCAACUCCCAUGCGGCACAUGUCAAUGGUGAUGCUGAUCACAAAAGUAAGUCAGAUGCUGACAAGUUAUAG